Molecule: messenger RNA, 1842 nt
Organism: Suhomyces tanzawaensis NRRL Y-17324
Lineage: Eukaryota; Fungi; Ascomycota; Pichiomycetes; Serinales; Debaryomycetaceae
Exons: 1
Coding region: 1-1842 (613 amino acids)
Source: RefSeq, a predicted model, not a curated record
AUGACCCAUUACGCCACUAUCCACACCACAUUGGCGAAUGCUGCAAUUCAGCUCCUAAGAGCUAGGGACUCCCCCGACUCCAUUGAUCCCCAAACUUUGGAGCUGCUAUAUGCCUCUGUCUACCGAGUUUUAGACACGAUUCCGCUGAAACAUAGGUUUAAAGUUGAGCUCGAUCUCAUUUCUCCACUCACCUCGGUAUUGGAUUUCUACAGCACUUCCGGAACCACCUUUGCCUCCUCUAGGCUCAAGCACCUCUUAAUCGCUACAGUCUGGCUUUCGCUCACAAAUGCCAAUGUUCUCCGGCACACAGUUCCUGUAUUUCCAGCUUUGCUUGCCUUGGGUAAGGUUUGCCAAAGCCUGGUGGGGGUAAUCUCAGAAGAACCAGAUAUGUUGUAUGUAACAUACACCUUGCAUGCAGACCACCACCGUGUGGGUGCGGAGAUCGGUGAAACCCUUUUGUCCCGAUUUAGCAACACGGCAUUGAAAAUAGAAGAGCUUUUUGUCCAGCUUGACACCUACAAGUCUACACAUAGUAGCAGUCUUCUUUUCGAGAGCUUGAGCGGCAUCUUGCUUCUCUUGAUCAAUGAGGACCUGGAAAUUUGCACCCUAAUGCUCGUGCAACAUCCCAGAUUUCCUGAGCUCACCAGAAUGCACGAAGAUGAAAUGACCUCAGCCAACCAAAAACUACUUUUGAAGAUUCUCGAUGUUGUGGCACGGAUAUUGAUACCUAAAUAUAGCCUGGUUUUUGAGUUCUUCAGUUCAACCAUUCCUAGCAGCAAUGUGCUUUUCAUAAAGGAUUAUUCGCCUGAAAAUCCUGAUUUGCUAAAAUCGUGUGUUCUUUGCAUUCUAGAACUUUUGGACCAUGGCACCACAAUUCAAUACUUGAAAUCAAGGAAUCUAGUUACUUCUCUAUUUCUGGCAUUAAGGACCUUGAGGGUACUGUCUAGACUCGCACUUCACACUGAGUAUAAUCGACGCAGUUCGAAAGUGUCUUUUGGAGCUGGCUUGAUCUAUCUAAACUAUCUAAUAUGCAUUAAUCUCAUGAACCAAGAAGAAAUUAAGGGCAUGGCUAAUCUAUCCACUCCUUUUAAGAAGUUUAGUCUAGCACCUUUGCCAAAGAGCGCUGAAUUCGUCCAAGAUUCGUCUACAGAAGACAGUUUUGGUUUAGAUGUCACUCACCUGGAAUCGAAACUUCGCCGGCAAAAUCUUUGGAUCUGUCUAUUGCUCAAUCUUGAAAUCCUACUGGAUAUUAUUGAGGACGAACUUAGAAUGUCCCAGUACAUUUGCGGAAAAGCUUCCCAGUCACUUCAAAAGAAGUUACUUUUCCAACGCAUUGAUAUGGUAUUGGCCACACUAAUUACCACAUUGAUCCUCGCGAAGGAUAAUAAAAAGAACAGUUAUCUCGCUCAAGUGGUUAGUAAUACCACAAUAGGGGUGAUCAAUCAGAUUCUCAAUUUGAGCUUGGAAAAACUCGAAAAGUCAUUAGUAUGGGUUUGCUUGAUCAAUUUCGCCAAUGAUCUAUGCUACUCUGAUCUCAAACAUUUACAGAUGUUUCAUGAUCUCUUUGAAAGUUUGAUUAAGAAGGACGAAUCUGUCUUGAAUGACAGUUUGAUCAGAAGUGGUCUUGAAUUCUUCCAAACUACCUUUGAUCAUAGUGCUGAAAUUGUGGAGACAAAGCUAGUACCCUUGAGACUACAGGACUUCAACUUCUUGUAUGAAACUAAAAACAAAUCUAAAGAUGCUGAAGAUAGUUCUCCAAAGGAGGACACAAACUUGCGGAACACUUAUGUCACUAAUUCGGCCAGAAAACAGAGUGUGCAUAUAGACCAGUUCGGGAGAUGA